AUGUCCUUCUCAACGAACCCCCGCAGAAGGACUCCGGUGACUCGUCCCGGUACCGACUGCGAACACAACCUGUCUCUUAAGACGGCCAUGGUCCUCCGAAAGGGUGCCACCUUUCACUCUCCUACAUCUCCCAACGCUACAUCCUCAGACGACGACUUCGUCCCUCCUCGGCUUACGAGGUCCCAGUCUGACUUUGAUGAUGUCGUCGAUGCUGGCCGCCGUCGUAUUGCUAUGACUCUGAACGAUAUCGACGAGGCCCUCUCCAAAGCUCAAGACCUCUCGCUGUCCGACAAGAGCCCCAGGACCAAGACACUCCGGGACACAAGCUUGCCUGUCCCUCGCGGUUUCCUCGACCUCCCCGUCGUCGACCCCGCCAUGAACAAGGUGGAGUCUGAGCGACGGGUUCUCCGCCCUCGCUCCGUUCGACGCACAAGAAACCAUGCCUCCGACAGCGGCAUCGGCAGUUCAGUCGUCUCUACAAACGACAAGUCUGCCGCCGACUCAACAAAGAAGCCUCAGGCCACCGCCCUGACAAGGUCGGCCGCCUCGAGCACCACCGCGAUGCUCCCCAGCCUCAGCCACCGCGCUGUCAACCGCAUCCGCGAACACACUCUCCGCCCCCUCCUGGAGAAGCCCACGCUCAAGGAUUUUGAGCCCAUUGUUCUGGAUGUGCCCCGACGCAUCCGAUCCAAGGAAAUUAUUUGCCUGCGAGAUCUUGAGAAGACUUUGAUCUUCAUGGCACCGGUAAGUCGACUUCUGACCGAUGAUGGUGUUUGGGGUGAUGCUUAUCGGAUGUUACGUCAAAAGGAAAAGGCCAAGUCCGCCGCCUUAUACCUUGAUUUCUGCCUCACGUCCGUCCGCUGCAUUCAGGCCACAGUCGAAUAUCUCACCGACCGCGAACAAAUUCGCCCCGGCGACCGACCUUACACUAACGGAUACUUUAUCGACCUCAAGGAGCAGAUUUACCAGUACGGCAAGCAACUCGCUGCCAUCAAGGAAAAGGGCAGCCUCGCCGACGACAUGGACAUUGACCAGUACGUACCGCGCUUUAUACCUCUCGUAGACCUGGAGAGCCCUGCUAAUGCCCCGUCAAGAUCUGACGAGGUCCGUCUCUAUGGCGGCAUCGCUGAGAAUGGCCGUCCUGCCGAGCUUGUCCGCAUCAAGAAGGACGGCACCGCCAUCUCAAUGGCCACUGGUAAGGUGAUUGACAUGGGCGAGUCCCCCACUCCCCUCAAGCGCUCCCUGAGCGAGCAGCGUGAGGACGAGGAGGAGAUUAUGCGAUCCAUGGCCCGCCGGAAGAAGAAUGCCAGCCCUGAGGAGCUGGCCCCCAAGAAGUGCCGCGAGCCUGGCUGCACCAAGGAGUUCAAGCGCCCCUGCGACCUCACCAAGCACGAGAAGACUCACUCUCGUCCUUGGAAGUGCCCCAUCCCUACUUGCAAGUACCACGACUACGGUUGGCCCACCGAGAAGGAAAUGGACCGCCACAUCAACGACAAGCACUCGGAUGCCCCGGCCAUGUUUGAGUGUCUGUUCAAGCCUUGCCCGUACAAGUCGAAGCGUGAGUCCAACUGCAAGCAGCACAUGGAGAAGGCUCACGGCUGGACCUAUGUCCGCACCAAGACCAACGGCAAGAAGGCGCCCAGCCAGAACGGAUCCGUGGCCCAACAGACUCCCCCUCUUGGUACCGUCUCUACUCCUUCCUCCACGCCCAGCUACAGCGUGCCCACACCUCCUCAGGACCAGAGCAUGACCAGCGACUUCCCUCUCUACCCCACCAAUGCCGACUGGUUCGCCACUUACGGCGCCCAGCCCGAAGCCAUUGAUGCUAUGGACCUGAUUCUUGAGAAUCCCUCUCCUGUCUCCGCCACAUCCUCUUACGAGCAGUACCCUCCCUACCAGAACGGCUCCACCUUUAUCAUCAACGAUGAGGAUAUCUACGCUGCCCACGUACAGAUUCCUGCCCAGCUCCCUACUCCUGAGCAGGUUUACAGCAAAAUGAUGCCUCAGCAGAUGCCGGUCUAUCACGCCCAGCCUCAACCCUGCGACACUGUGCCCAUCCUGGGCCAGCCGCAGUUCUCUCCCAAUGCGCAGCAGAAUGCAGUACUAUACACGCCGACCUCACUGCGCGAGGUCGAUGAAGGCUUUGACGAGUCGUAUGCCUCAGAAGGCGCCGACUUUCAGCUUUUCCCAGCGACAGUGGACAAGACGGAUGUUUUCCAGUCCCUGUUUACCGAGAUGCCAAGCGCAAACCUUGGCUUCUCUCAAACCACGCAGCCAGACAUUUUCCAACAAAUAGAUUGGAGCAACAUUGAUAUCUAA
Messenger RNA from Trichoderma aggressivum f. europaeum, 2319 nucleotides. RefSeq lists its product as uncharacterized. Gene Ontology annotation, biological process: regulation of transcription by RNA polymerase II. NCBI's taxonomy places the organism in Eukaryota, Fungi, Ascomycota, Sordariomycetes, Hypocreales, Hypocreaceae. The coding region runs from base 1 to 2319 and encodes 772 amino acids. The transcript has a single exon. Gene Ontology annotation, cellular component: nucleus. The record is from RefSeq and is a predicted model, not a curated record.